Messenger RNA from Aspergillus fijiensis CBS 313.89, 636 nucleotides. RefSeq lists its product as uncharacterized. Gene Ontology annotation, molecular function: zinc ion binding; DNA-binding transcription factor activity, RNA polymerase II-specific. NCBI's taxonomy places the organism in Eukaryota, Fungi, Ascomycota, Eurotiomycetes, Eurotiales, Aspergillaceae. The record is from RefSeq and is a predicted model, not a curated record. Gene Ontology annotation, biological process: regulation of DNA-templated transcription. The transcript is spliced from 2 exons. Bases 118 to 297 code for a protein of 59 amino acids.
GGCGGCUCAGAUUCGUCUCCGAACUCAGCACCCAAGCUUGUCAUGCCACGAAAGUCCCACCGCAAAUCGCGGAAUGGCUGUAGGACUUGUAAAAGCAGGCACGUCAAGUGCGAUGAGAUGAAGCCUGAGUGCUCGAACUGCCUCAACCAUUCAGUUCAGUGCGUGUAUGGCCCAUCCUCCAAGGACGCCCAAUCCGCAGUGGCGACCACCCGGAAGACUCCAAGAGCAAGAGCAGAGCUUCCAGGAAUAAAUACCUUCAAGAUACAACUUGUUGAAUCCGGCGUAUCUGCUGCCUAAGAUCCGCCAGAAUGCAGACUGCGUGGAUGCUGCGCAGGGAUUCCAGAUGGAGGGGCGUAUGGUGAGUGCUGAUAGUGUUCCUGCCCAGGAGGUCGUGGUGGACGGGAAAGAUGACUGUGUGACGUUGCUGAAGCGGACCUGACGGGCUGGGUGUCUGACGGUCGUUGGAUCGGGGGUCUCUUGCACUGCGGGGCAGUGGUCGAGUUUGCUUAGAUUGAAGCCUGGUUAAUGGGGGAAAGAGAGAAAGAUACAGAGAAUAGAACUCUUGGGAAUGCUUCUGAGACGGGAACGGAGCUUUUGGAAAUAGGGCAAGCAUUAAAUCUGAAACAUCAAUUAGCA